Molecule: messenger RNA, 554 nt
Organism: Lotus japonicus
Lineage: Eukaryota; Viridiplantae; Streptophyta; Magnoliopsida; Fabales; Fabaceae
Exons: 3
Coding region: 60-413 (117 amino acids)
Source: RefSeq, a predicted model, not a curated record
AUUCAUAUGUUGAUACAAUAAAUACAAUAAUAUCAAUAUCAAGGGGAUCGAAAAAGAAAAUGAUAAUGGAGGCAGCGAUGUUACCUAUUGCAAGGACUUCAUCUAUUGAAAGAGAGCCUAGGACUCUCAACAUCGAUCAAAUUCAAUGUGCAAGGGAUUUAGCAAUAUACAUAAUGAACACCAAGAGCUUUGAAGAAGCUUCAAGAAUUUUCACGGAGGGGUUGCAGCCAGUGGUUAGUGGUGGUCGUAGUAUGGGAUCAUCAUCAUGUGCAAGGAUGAACAUGGAUUCAGGGGAAGAUCUAGAACUAGAACUUGAGCUGGAUCAACUGGAACCGAUGAACAUGAAAUAUGCAGCAAGAGAAACACCUGCAGCAGCAGCAGCAUUCAAGGACAUAGCAUCUGCACCUUUCUAGACCAAUAUACAUUAGCUCAAUCAAAUAGAUAGCCAAAUGAUUUUUACACGCUCAAAAUUUUGCAAUAUGUGAAAUUUUUGUAUAUAUAUAGUGUAUAUACCUCUCUUUAAUUUUCUUAAAUACAAAUCAAUUUUGGUUGUC